Cuscuta epithymum is the source of this 4412-nucleotide messenger RNA. The record is from the annotation of a GenBank genome assembly. NCBI's taxonomy places the organism in Eukaryota, Viridiplantae, Streptophyta, Magnoliopsida, Solanales, Convolvulaceae.
AUUUUACUACCCAUAAAUCCAUCAUCCAUUUUAUGUUCUUGAUGUGAAUAAACCGAAGACAAAAAAAUUCAAAAUUCGGCGGAGGUCAGCAAUCCCAGAUUGACAAUGGACACAGCGGAUCCAGAUCGAUCCCCCGCAAACGCCACUCCCGCCGCUACUGCUACCACCACCGAUGACCCGCUAAACAAUCCCUACUACGGCUCGCUAAACGAUCAUUGCCACGAUCUCGCCGUCCUGCAGGACCUGGCCUGCCGAGGGGCCUGGCGGUCGGUCCUCGACAAGGUCGGCCACGCUCGUUCUCUUUCCCUCCUCACGAAGCCCCACGAGCACCUCAUCUACCUCACUUACAAUGUCCUUGCUCUCACGAAGCUCCGCCGCUUCCCCGACGCCAGCAACGAACUCAACGCCGUGCUUGAAGGCGACGAUUUUGAGAGCUCACAGUACCUAUAUGAAACUUACCCUAAUCAUUACCCCAAUUCCAGUGGUUCCAUGGUCCCCUUUGCCCUCCGGUGGAUCCACGCCCAUCUCCCCUCCGCACUAGGCCAACGCCAGCAGGCUCUAGACCGCCUCUAUUCCCUCCUUGAUUUCAUUCGAUCCAAAAAACUAAAUACCAACGCAUUGUCUUCAAGGUCUAAACUUUCCGAAGGUUUGUGGAGGAGGCGCGAAUGUUUUGUGAUGAAUACAAUAAUCAGUUACCACUUGAGUCAGAAGGAGUUCAAGGUUUGUUUUGAUUUGCUCAGCGAAUUGAUCGGGAAAAGAGAGUGUGGGAAUGAUCCAUUCUUGUUGUCAAAAUUAGGAUACGUUCAGAUGCAGUAUGGGGAUGUGGAUGGUGCAAAAAGGACAUUUAAAGCAGUAGAAAACAAGAUAGAAAAUGACAGUGACGUGAGGUUGAAGAAUUUAGUGAGCAGGAACACGGCAUUGAUAUAUAUACUAGGAAAGGACUAUGCUUCUGCAGUGAGGGAGUAUGAGCAAUGCAUAGAAAGGGAUGGGGGGAUGGAUAUAGUGGCGCUAAACAACAAGGCAUUGUGUUUGAUGUAUUUGAGGGACUUGUCGGAUGGGAUCAAAGUGUUGGAGAAUGGCUUGGAGCGAGUUCCCACAGUAGCACUGAAUGAGACUGUGGUGGUUAAUCUGUGUAGUAUGUAUGAACUGGCAUAUGUCAACCAUGUCGAUAUAAAGAAGACUCUUAAUAAUUGGAUUGCUAGGGUUGCUCCAGAUGACUUUGAUUCGGCUUGUACACGGAUAUGAGGUGAAGUUAUAUGUUUGAAAUUAUUAUAGAUUGUCAUUGUUGAAUGCUUGUCGUGUAGAGUUUCAAUUUUUAAUGCAAUGUAUUUUCAUCCGGAUUGUUCUUUGGGUUAAACCUGAAACUGUCUUCGCAUGUGCCCUACUAAAUUGGGAUAGUCAUACAUGUUUGGUCUUGGUGCAAUUUGAAAAGCAUAGAUGUUCAUGUUCACUGUGUAAGUUUUCUGAACAUGUUUGAAGGAAAAAGUUAAUUGUAGGAAUGUCAUAUUAUCAUGGUAAUAAAAGCAUAUAAAUGACCUAACCUCAUUCCGUGAGACUAACUUUUCCAAAAUACAAAGCGGAUGGGAGGCAUAAUGCCUAUGGUUUCAGUGUGAUCCCAUACGGUGGCAUAGGCAAAGCAUUGGGCACCAGAGCAAGCUUUCCGAUCUACAGGCUUGUUUCGUGGACCCACAGUGCAAAGUUUGGAGGUCGGCAGCAUACAGUUGAAGGAAACAACAGGGAUCUUUAAUUGGCGAUAGGCAGGAGUCAGCAAGGCUCUUGUACCGUGAAGUUGAGGCUUCAGGGGAGUACACUGAAUGAGAUGAACAAGGAGCAAGGUGAGUUUGAUGAUUUAGAAUAGGUCUAAGAUCAUUUAGUCUUAGAGGAAGAAGAUGAAGUGUUUAUGGUCUGUCCCCCUCCUAAACCGCCGUCAUUGAGUGAACGGGUGGAUAGGGUUGGAAGUUGACGUUUCAAGUUUGGAUAGGGCCACCUGCAGUUUUUUGCUUUAUAUUUAUUUCAAGUUUUAUUUUUCUUUUGUCAUAUUAUUUACCUUAUUUUUGAAUUGUUUGUGUUUGUGGCAAGUCUUGAGAUGUAUAGUUUAGUUGUUAUCGGAGGUAUUGAGACUUUUGUAGUCGUUAAUUGCUUAAAAGCUCCCUCAUGUUUAGCGAAAAGUUUCGCUCAAUUGUGGGUGAACAGUGAACUGAAAUCCCUUAAAGGGGACUCUUUGGCUAUUGUGAGUCUAGUGAAGUGGUGAAAUGUACUGUGACCUUGAAGUUUAGUAAGAAUUUUAUGGUGCUCGUUUGGUGGUCAACGAUUCACACUGCUUCUUUGGAGGUGCCCGACUCAGAGUUUGCUUGUAGAGCAUUUUUUAGUCUAAACGGAGUGUUUUGGAAGAUAGGUGGUAGUUUUUGAGCUAUUGAAUAGCUGUAACUCUUGAUUUGAUUGGUAUUUUAAUAUAAGUUCUUUCUCCUUUCAAAAAAGCUUAUAAAUGACACGUAAGGAGCUACGAAGUAAAUUAUUAUCAAGCGAUUAAAUUUCCAAAUACAGUAUCUUUUAAUUAAAUAAUGUAUGUAAAGUGUUGAGAUGGUUGUUUGUCCGGACUUUUCAUUUCAGAGGUUUAAGCAUUUCUCAAACCCAACAGAAAAGGAAAACAAUUGAUGAUAGAGCGGUUGCUUGCGUAGUUGCGUUUGAUGUUUCCAAAACUUCCAAUAGUUGUUUUCUAAAAAAGGUUCCCCAUAGAAGGCUUUGAAGAAUUGAAGAUGAUUUAGAUACUACUCUGUAUAAUACUCUGAUCAUAUUCAAUAGAUAAAUAUGAAUUAUUGAUCGUUUAGAUAAAAAAAACAACAAGAAUUAGUGAUCGUUGAAUACCAAUAGACCAUAUAAAAUGACAGGUAUACAAGAUAAAACCGAAACUCCCGAUUAAAGAUCGCUUGUAGUGGAAGAUCAAGUCUGAGCAGAAUUCUCAAUUCUGCCAAGCCAUCAUCAGCUUGGUGCAAUGGAAAAUGAACCACGGGAUAAAGGAAGCAUACUAUGGACAACUUGGUCCAAACACAAACUAGAACUCAAACUUGAGUUACAGGACAAACAAUCUCCCAAACGACAUGAAAGAAUAUUCUUAAUUCCUCUUCAUCAAUAAUCAUCCCACGUACUCAUUCUCUACAGGCAUUUCUUUUUAUAUAGAUAACCACAACCCAUUACUUCAAUCAAAUUGCAAUCUUAAUCCCUGAAAGAUCUAAUUAAAACCGAAAGAAUGACAAAUAAAGAAAGGGCGUCACAGAUCGUGUUUUUUGACCUGGAAACUACAGUGCCCAGGAAAAAGGGGCAGAAAUUUUCGGUGCUAGAAUUUGGUGCGAUUGUGGUCUGCCCACAGAGGUUGGCAGAGAUGGAGAGCUACUGCACGCUGAUCAGGCCAGGGGACUUAUCUGUCGUGGGGGUGAGAUCGGGCCGAUCCGGUGGAAUAACACGUGGGGCUGUUGCUGAUGCUCCCCCAUUUGAGGAAGUUGCAGAGAAGAUAUUCAACAUCAUGGAUGGCCGGAUAUGGGCAGGGCAUAACAUUCAAAGAUUCGAUUGUGUUCGUAUUAAGGAGGCUUUUGCUGAGGCUGGCCUCCCUCCACCUGUCCCUGUUGGCACCAUCGAUUCCCUUACAGUUUUAACAGGGACAUUCGGAAGAAGAGCUGGAAAUAUGAAGAUGGCAACAUUAGCAGAAUACUUUGGACUGGGAGAGCAGAAACACAGGAGCUUGGAUGAUGUUCGAAUGAACUUGGAGGUCCUCAAGCAUUGUGCCACAGUAAUGUUUUUGGAGUCGAGCCACUUGGAUUUGAUGAACCACAAUGUGCGUGGACGGCCUAACGUUAUGACAAGAAGCAGAACUGAUGCAAUGGUACGUACGUAUUAUAGACGCAUGCAUGCACACGUACUAAGCUAAUAAUUAUAUUUAAUAAGCCACCUUACUUAAUUAAUACUCCGUACUAGCUCCUACUAAUUGUAUAUUAAACUAUGUAUUCUUUACUAAUAUUUAUAUCUGAUUUUGUGAGUAGGACGAAAGCUGUCACACUUCAUCAUCACCAAUGUCAACAAAAAGCGCCAAAAGGAGCUAGCUAGCUGUAUAUUUGAUGCAUUUAGGAUAGGAAUUAUAUAUUGAUCGAUGAAACUAAUAACGGCCGCUAUCAACAAUCAACGGCAACUGCGGGCAUACUUAACUCCCUUAUUAGCUCAGACCACUUUAAUUAGAAUGCAUUCUUUGAUUUUUAUUUAACUCGAAUCGAUCAUCAAUUUCUAGCUCCUCUUUCUCCACCUGUAAAUGCUUCAUCUUGUGCAAUUCUGUAGCAAUAUAAUAUUGGGAAUGAUACGUAAAAGUGUUGUAAUAACUAUAUAUGAAAAACUUCAAUUAUACGUAGGCAAAUUCCAUAGAGCCG